Molecule: messenger RNA, 1390 nt
Organism: Gavialis gangeticus (Gharial)
Lineage: Eukaryota; Metazoa; Chordata; Crocodylia; Gavialidae
Product: purine nucleoside phosphorylase-like
Biological process (GO): nucleoside metabolic process
Cellular component (GO): cytoplasm
Molecular function (GO): purine-nucleoside phosphorylase activity
Source: RefSeq, a predicted model, not a curated record
AUGGACAACACGGUGGUGCUUUUAAGAGGAAUGAAGGCAGAUAAAAAUCAGUAUGAGCUAUAUAAGGAAACAGCUGAUUGGCUACUAGCUCAUACUGCUCAGCGUCCAAAGAUCGCCAUCAUCUGUGGUUCAGGACUGGGAGCUUUGGCGGACACUCUACAUAACAAGACUGUCUUUCCAUAUGAGGACAUCCCUUACUUCCCACAGAGCACAGUACCAGGACACGCUGGCAGACUGGUAUUUGGGGACCUGAGUGGAAAGCCAUGUGUGUGCAUGCAAGGACGUUUCCACUUUUAUGAAGGAUAUGCCAUCAGCACGGUAACCUUUCCCAUCCGGGUGUUUUUCCUCCUUGGGGUAGAGAUCUUAAUCGUCACAAAUGCAGCUGGGGGACUUAACCAACGUUUCCAAGUUGGGGACAUCAUGUUCAUUAGAGAUCAUAUCAACAUGCUGGGCUUUGCAGGACAGAACCCACUGCGUGGGCCAAAUGACGAAAGAGAGGAACCUGUAAAACAUACCCAUCAGUGGAAUGCAAUUACAAACAAGAUAGCUAACAAAUUCCAAUAUCACUGCUCAGCGCAAGAAACUUGAGGAAAUAUCCGCAGCUGUCUCAAAACAUUUUUGGAGGCUUAUCUUGUAGCACAGCUGAGGUUUGGGGUGAGGUUUCCCUGUAUGUCAGAUGCCUAUGACAUAGACCUGUUUGGCCUAGCUAAGGAGAGUGCACAGGAGUUGGGUUACCUGGAAUUCAUCCAGGAGGGUGUAUACUGCAUGUUGGCAGGUCCCUCCUAUGAAACCAUUGCUGAAAGUCGCAUGCUCCAGGUCCUGGGAGCAGAUGCAGUAGGUAUGAGCACAGUUCCAGAGGUGAUCGUAGCCAGGCAUUGUGGCCUCCGAGUCUUUGGGUUCUCCCUGAUCACCAACAAGGUAGUGAUGAACUAUGACAGUCAAGAGAGAGCCAACCAUGAGGAAGUGCUGCAUACUUCUAGGAUCCGUGCUGCGGCCUUGCAGAAACUGGUUACAUGUUUUGUUGGCAAGAUAGGCAACAACCCAGUUACUCCAUGAUUUCCAUCCUCAAAGCCACCGACACCACUACUCUCUAGAUAUGACAUACCAAUUCAUACCUCCUUCACUGCAAAGUUUAAUUUGUAUCAGAGUGUGUUGGAGGACAGUGGUUUGGCAGGAUUCCCCUUCUGCCAUCUUGCUCGCUUAGUCUUUGACCUGUGCUUCAUCUGAGCAGGAGCACAGACAUUUUUCUGAAAUUAGGAUCAUUUCCUCAAAGAGCAGGACCACUCUGCUCUGUUCAGGAAAGGCAGACAGAGCAUGCUAACACCCACCAAAUGAAAGAUGGGUAGAUAAACUCCAGCAGGAUCCAGAUUCCAAAUGCGUGUCCUGAGGU